UUCACGCAGUGAAAGAAGAAACAGCCAAUGGCUUCAGAAUCCAUGGUCCCAGAGCAGGCGAAACAACAUCUGAUAAAGGGGAAAAGGCGGCAGCAGCAGCAGCAGCAGCCGCCGCCUAGGUCUCCCAACGGUGACGGUGAAGAUGACAUCUUUGUAUUUGAAGCAAACGAGGCUUGGAAGGAUUUUCACAGCUCUCUUCUUCACUUCUUCGAAGCUGGAGAGCUCUGCGAUGUUACACUGAAGGUUGGUUCAAAGCUUAUCUCCUGCCACAAACUGGUGCUGGCUUGCGUUAUACCUUACUUCAGAGCCAUGUUUCUUUCGGAAAUGGCGGAAGCCAAGCAGACGUUGAUCGAGAUCAGGGACUUCGAUGGCGAUGCAAUAGAAGACCUAGUGAAGUUUGUGUACUCCUCCCGGCUUACUCUGACGGUGGAUAACGUCCAGCCUCUCUUGUACGCUGCUUGCAUUCUUCAGGUGGAACUGGUAGCGAAGGCGUGCUGUGAAUACAUGAAGCUGCACUUCCAUCCCUCCAACUGCCUGGCAGUCAGGGCAUUUGCAGAGAGUCACAACCGCAUUGACUUGAUGGACAUGGCCGAUCAGUAUGCUUGCGAACAUUUUACAGAAGUGGUGGAGUGUGAAGACUUUGUGAGCGUGUCACCGCAGCACCUCCAUAAACUCCUGUCCUCCAGUGACCUGAAUAUUGAAAAUGAAAAGCAAGUUUACAACGCUGCUAUCAAGUGGCUGCUAGCCAAUCCACAGCACCACGCUACGUGGCUGGAUGAAAUACUUGCGCAGGUACGGCUGCCGCUCUUGCCCAUUUGUUUCCUUAUGGGUGUUGUGGCAAAGGAAGAGAUUGUCAAGCAGAAUCUAAAAUGUAGGGAUUUGCUGGAUGAAGCAAGAAACUACCACCUUCACCUGAGCAGCAGGGCAGUGCCAGACUUUGAGUACUCCAUUCGCACAACACCAAGGAAGCAGACUGCUGGUGUGCUGUUCUGCGUCGGUGGAAGAGGUGGAUCGGGUGACCCAUUUCGCAGCAUUGAAUGUUACUCCAUCAGUAAGAACAACUGGUUCUUCGGCCCUGAAAUGAACAGCCGGAGAAGGCACGUGGGUGUGAUCUCUGUGGAAGGUAAAGUCUAUGCAGUAGGUGGACAUGAUGGAAAUGAACACUUAGGAAGCAUGGAAGUAUUUGAUCCUCUCACAAACAAGUGGAUGAUGAAGGCAUCAAUGAACACAAAGAGGAGAGGAAUCGCUCUCGCCUCCCUUGGCGGCCCCAUUUACGCAAUAGGCGGUUUAGAUGACAACACUUGCUUCAGCGACGUGGAAAGAUACGACGUCGAUUCUGAUCGAUGGAGUGCAGUCGCCCCAAUGAACACCCCCAGGGGAGGAGUCGGCUCCGUGGCCCUUGUGAACCACGUUUACGCUGUGGGUGGCAAUGACGGUGUAGCAUCUCUUUCCAGUGUGGAGAAAUACGAUCCCCAUUUGGAUAAGUGGAUAGAAGUGAAAGAGAUGGGUCAGCGACGAGCUGGCAACGGCGUCAGCGAGCUCCACGGCUGCUUGUACGUUGUGGGUGGCUUCGAUGACAACUCUCCCCUGAGCUCGGUGGAGCGGUUUGACCCACGCAGUAACAAAUGGGAGUAUGUAGCAGAGCUUACAACUCCGAGGGGCGGCGUUGGCAUAGCCACCCUGAUGGGUAAAAUUUUUGCCGUCGGAGGUCAUAACGGCAACGCGUAUCUGAAUACAGUGGAAGCAUUUGAUCCCAUAGUGAACAGGUGGGAACUCGUCGGCUCUGUGUCACACUGCAGGGCAGGCGCAGGCGUGGCCGUGUGCUCUUGUCUCAGCAGCCAGAUCCGGGAUGUGGGCCAAGGCUCCAGCAACGUUGUUGACUGCAUGUGAGCUCUGCUGCCGCCUCCAAAUCCCAGAGGAAUGACAGCAGGGAGGCACUGCAGAGGUUUUAAACACCGUGUUUUGUAUGGUAGGCUAAGAAAUAAAACCAAUACA
Gavia stellata (red-throated loon) is the source of this 1995-nucleotide messenger RNA. It is a transcript of the gene KLHL8, whose product is annotated as kelch like family member 8. The coding region runs from base 28 to 1890 and encodes 620 amino acids. NCBI's taxonomy places the organism in Eukaryota, Metazoa, Chordata, Aves, Gaviiformes, Gaviidae. The transcript is spliced from 9 exons. The record is from RefSeq and is a predicted model, not a curated record. Gene Ontology annotation, molecular function: protein binding.